UCGCUACUUGCUUUCUCAACUACUCUAACGUGUGUCCGUCUCUGUUUCUACAGCAUCAUUCAUUUAGUGUUUAUAUUCACCGCACAAAACAAUAAUCAAAUUGAACGAACUGGUCGCGUUAAACUUUGUAGAUUAAAUCAAAUGCGAGAGUUAACGGUCGAAGCAAUGCAAAAGGGACGAUUAAUGGAGUCGGAUUACUGGACAUCGGUAGUUAUAAAAAGAAGAAAGCUUAUCACAUAAACAAAACACGUCAGCACGUGCAGUGAUCGAGUUAAUCGUUUCAGCCGCUCCUCGUCAGUUGAAUCGUUAGCUCCACGGUCGUGCAUACAUGGUAGAAUCUCAGUUCCAGAAGAUAGCCAUGUCAAAAGAUUCAGCCAUGCUGUCGGAUACCGAGGAGAUGCCGUCAAUAAAGAUCGGCAACUUUCUUCUACGAUUUGAGUUGGAACCAGCUAGCUCGGAGAUGCUAGAGGUAGCCAGGAAAGAGCUUCGAGAAACUCCUGAGGUUCAAAAAGAGGCGAUUGAGCGCUUGAAAGAAUUAUUGAAAGCCGAAACGGACCUGAAAUGCCCAUAUGACAACGAGCCAUGGCUAAUCAGAUUUUUGAGGCCGUGCAAGUAUUAUCCCGAAUCGACACGCGAUCUCAUCAAACAAUAUUACGGUUUUAAGCUAAAGCAUGCAAAUAUCUAUAAUGAUUUGAAGCCAAGCAAAGAGAAAAACAUCUUCGAGCAAAACAUUCUGACGGUACUUCCCAAACGCGACCAGUGUGGCCGGCGAAUACUGAUAGUCGAACUCGGCAAGAAGUGGAAGCACAACAAAUGCAGCCUGGACGAAGUUUACAAGGGCUGUGUAUUAUACUUGGAGGCCGCCAUGCUCGAGCCGACCUCGCAAAUAGCUGGUGCGGUCCUCAUCUUUGAUAUGGACGGUCUUAGUCUACAGCAAACGUGGCAAUUCACCCCGCCGUUCGCCAAGAGGAUAGUCGAUCUGUUACAGGAUGCGGUGGCGUUGAGAAUUAAAAACAUACAUGUCGUGAAUCAGCCAUACGUGUUCAACAUGGUGUUUGCUCUUUUCAAACCCUUUAUGCGGGAGAAACUUAAGAGCAGAAUGAUUUUCCACGGCACAGAUCGGAAAUCGCUGCACCAAUAUAUUUCGCCAAAGUGUUUGCCAGAGUGUUAUGGCGGCACUCUGGAGAUUUCAAAAAUAGAUGGUACGACCUGGUACAACCUAUUAGUGCAAGUCGACAAGGAAUUCGAGGCUAUCAAUUCGUACGGCUAUAAGAAAAAAUAGUUUCUUCGUCAUGCUGGGAUAGGGGAUGUAGAUAGUUGGACUUGUACUAUUGGGAUACAAUCAAAAAGUGUUAUCAGAUGUGACAUAUUGAUUUAGUGUCAAUUAGAACGAUCAUUGGUCAUUUUCGUUCGCUCGAUCUCGACAAUACUUUUAUCCACUUUGCAACUUCCUUCACAAUAUGUUAUUACAAGUCAUAUGUCUUUAUGGCUGUCCUCUUAACAACGUCUUUGGCCCUUAUUCUGAGCUUUCUUUUGUCGAUAAAGGUGUCUCUCUAAAUGUAGCUUAUAAGACUUUUAAUUGUUUUAUAAACACACUUAGAAGCAUUUUUAUCGAUAAAGAAGAGUUAAAGUGAGGGCCUUUGUCGCCCGACUUGUACAGUCAGAUAAAGAGAUGUGAUAUUACGAGAUAUAAUCGUGUCGCUUCCGCACUUUUCUGCUUCUAAUUUUGACAUCAAUUACAGCGGCAAUUUAGGGAAUCGACUCGUUAAGAGUCGGUGAUCUUAUUCCAAAUUUGUUGACACUCUCUCGUCUUUAGAGUCGUGUGAUAAAAGUAUUGCGCAUUCCGCCUGAAUUCUGUGAGCAGAGAACAUCAAUAUUUUAUAAUGAUGUUUUACUACGAAUUCGAUGUUUUACGACGAAUACGAGAAAAUUCUGUCUUUUUAAAGAAUUUCCUUGCGCGUUGAUAAUGUGGAGUUAUUGUAUUUGUAUGGUUUGUGUACUUAAAUAAUCGUCUAUCUGAUGGUCAUCUUGGCGUAGAAAUAGACAUAUGUCAAGAAACACAAGUAGUCAUUAACGAUUUAAUAUAUAUUUAAUAAACAACACCGAUAAAACA
Molecule: messenger RNA, 2113 nt
Organism: Odontomachus brunneus
Lineage: Eukaryota; Metazoa; Arthropoda; Insecta; Hymenoptera; Formicidae
Product: alpha-tocopherol transfer protein-like
Exons: 7
Coding region: 329-1282 (317 amino acids)
Cellular component (GO): membrane
Molecular function (GO): phosphatidylinositol bisphosphate binding
Source: RefSeq, a predicted model, not a curated record